Molecule: messenger RNA, 759 nt
Organism: Diaporthe batatas
Lineage: Eukaryota; Fungi; Ascomycota; Sordariomycetes; Diaporthales; Diaporthaceae
Exons: 6
Coding region: 1-759 (252 amino acids)
Biological process (GO): G protein-coupled receptor signaling pathway
Cellular component (GO): heterotrimeric G-protein complex
Molecular function (GO): G-protein beta-subunit binding
Source: RefSeq, a predicted model, not a curated record
AUGGGGUGGGAAAGGUAUUCUUUAAUUCCUUUUCCCCCCAUCCCGUGCAUCGUCCAGCAGUGUCAGUCCCCUCUUUCUUGCGUGUCUGUUGCGCCAACCCUGAUUGCAGUGUUGCAGUGCAGCGCAAGAGAGCAGCAUCUCACCUCACCUACAGAGGUGGAUAGUGCAUGUGUGCAGGCCUUCACCGCACCCAGAGAAGCCAAACCCCUAGGCCUCUUCAGGUACCACCAGUCCACGACGAGUCCAAUCCAGCCCGCCAUCCUCUCCUUUGAUCGCCCACCAAUACCUGCCCGCACUUCUUGCCGAGCCUCAACCGAUCAAGACAGGGAUAAGGAUCGACUCCGCCAUCACAUACCUCAGUCGCCAGCCCGACCGGAUCUCGCAGUUGGGGGCCCCGACUCCGCAUAUUCAUCAUCUCCCCGACGAUCUUCUCGCAACCGGGCCAAUUCGGCAUCGAAUUCCUCUCACACAACCAACAUGCCUCAGUACACUUCUCGUGAUGUCGGCGACCCGACCCAGAUCAAGAAGAACAAGCAGAGCAUGGCAGACCUGAAGCUGCGUCGCCUUACCGAGCUCAACAACCGCCUCCGUGAGGACCUCGAACGAGAACGCAUCCCCGUCAGCCAGGCAAGCAAAAGCAUCAUUGCCUACUGCAACAGCACCAGAGACUAUAUGGUCGUCACUGUAUGGGGUGUGGUGCCAAAGGGCGAGGACCCCUAUGCACCACAACAAAGCGGAGGUUGCUGCUUGGUCAUGUAA